GCCUGGAGUGCUGCAGCCCAUGGGGUCACAAAGAGUCGGACACGACUGAGUGACUGAACUGACUAGGCUUUGUAAGCCUCAGUUUUUUCAUUGGUAAAAUGGGGUAAGUAAUAGUACCUACCUCAUAUUGUUGCCGUGAGAUAACGCAUUCAGAGAGCUUACAUUGCCGCUCACUGCUCAUCUGGGGGAAGUCUCUCUGACCUUCUGUGGUCCGGUCCAUGUCAUCAUGAUGUCACAAUGCACUCCUAGACUCCAACUUCUCCACUAGAGAGUUGUGGAUGCUUUGGAGCUAAGGACUGGAACUGACAUGAGAGACCUCUACCAACUGAGGGUUUCAUGAGCACACUCCUUUGUCAAGAUCUUGGUGAAUAGUCUUUCACUGUGCAAUCGUGUCUUAGAAAUUGUUUUACUUGUUAUCAUGAUCGUGCUUGGCUGGAUGCUUUUUGUUGGAUUUGCAUGUUACUUGGGCACAUUUCCAGAGUUCGUGCCUCCAACUCUGAAGUGGAAAGAGAGGUGGGUUGUUCAGGAGAGCAAGACACACCUGAGGAGCCAGCCUUUGGAUGAAGAUCUGCAACUCUGAGCAACUGUGACGGUCUGUUGAGCUGGAUUCCUCCCUUUCAAAAGAACGUGAUAGCACCCGGAAAUGUCAAUGGAAAGUUUACUUUCCUCUGGAAAAUAAAAUGAACUGUGAAACGGGAAAGAAUUUGAGGAACACUGCUGAGGACAGCAAGCCCUGGUUCAAAGAUUUGUUAAUAAUGACACCUCCUGGGUAUUCUUUUCAAUGACUGUUCCACCUAUUAUUUUUUCCAUGCAGACUCUAUAAUAAAUUAGACCAGCAUUUUUAAUGCCCCUUUUGGCAGAUUCUGAAACUUGAGUUAAUGUAAAUUUGAGUUCAGGUCCUAACUUUGCAACUUCCUGGCCAUAUGACCUUAGGAAAGUUUAAUCUCUCUGAACCUCAGUUUCUUCAUCCAUGUGGUGGAGAUAUUCCAGUAUCUUCCUGUUUUUGUGAGAAUUACAGUUGGAAAUUCAUGUGAAGCAUUUAAUGCAAAACUUGACAAGUUAGUAAAUGCUAACUUUAAGUAGUAAAUGCUAACUUAACAACUAGGCCAAAUAAUGAACUAGUCAACAGACUUACUGGUAACUAUGACCUUACCUACUUACCUGCUGCUGCUGCUGCUGCUGCUGCAAGUUGCUUCAGUCGUGUCCGACUCUGUGCGAUCCCAUAGAUCCCCUACUUAACCUAGGGCCACAAAAACCAACCCGUUUGUGAAGCUGAAACAUAGCUCUCUGGACUUAAGACCUCUCUCCUUCACUCCACUUGACCAGCCUGUCUAUAGGAAACAUUAGUAACAGUGCCCUUUUAGCAAACCAUCUCCUGGGUUUCUUGAAUCCCACCCCAUUUCAUUCAGACUGGUUUUUUCAAAGAUGUUCCCAUUGUUAAAGAAACUUAACUCUUAAGAGUCUUAAUAUUAUAAUAUGCAAUUACAGGAGCAGGUUUUCUGGGAAGCUUCUCCAGAAGGCAUGGGUAUCAAGCAAGUCCCAGCCCUAGGUAUCCUAGGAGCAGGGCAUGAUGGGGUUCUUUUUUUUUUUUUUUUUUGCCAUAUGCUCCAGAUUUUCUAUGAAAGUAUCAGCCCAACAGUCAGACCUGUGCAGGGGGGGCGGGGGGGGGGGGGCGUUGCACGUGGAGUCACUGGGCGCCUAUUUAGCUUGAGGCGCUGCCACAGUGUGAUCCUGACCAAACCACUGAAAUUGUGUGUGCUUCAGUUUCUCCAGCUAUGAAAUGAGCAGAAUAGCCCAUCUUCCUCCUCUUCCCUUCUCAGGAAAGUCAAGAGGAGGCUUUCCCUGCAUGAUGAGGGUUUAACUGUACCAUUUCUCAAAAUGCAAGACUUUUCUUUUUUGAGUAGCCUAACAACAGUUAUUCAAGUUAUUUAAGUAAGUGCUUAUAGUGUACAUAACCAAUCACUCCUCCCCAUUAAUCCAUAGUGAGUUGUUUUGUUCACAGCAAUGCCUUGUGCAUCUGAUUGCAUAAAAUAGGUAGUCAAACUUUUUGGCAGGUGAUGAGUUAAUAAAGAUAAGAUGCCAGCUAGAUCCUAACCACACAGUCACCAAAGAACAGGGCCCUCCUACUUAGAGUUCUUUAGCUGCAAAACACCUGACACCCUGGCCAACUGUCCUAUACCUUCUCACUCUGACUGGUCCUCAAGGUCACAAGAGUUGAUGUCACAAUUGGUGUCCAAGCUCUGCCCCCCAGAUAGCCAUGGUGAGCCACUUCAGUUCAAACUAGACCACGAAGCUCCCCAGCCAGGAGCUACCAUGCUGGACCAUCCACCAUCUGGUCUUGAAUGAAGACAGCCCAGUUUCCAGGGCUCGGAACAGAACACCACACCUUCCAGAACCACCUGUUUCGCUCUGCACCCACCACCAGCUAAGAAGCCCUGCAAUGAUUGUUGUCUUAUGGAUGCUUCUCAUUGCAGGAACAAUGUGGAAGGGAUACAAAUAUCCCCCAGGAGGGACCCCAGUGGAAAUAAGCAAAGAUGAUCCUGGCGAAGUGAUGCAGCUCUGAAGCUUUCCCACCCAGCUGUACAGUUCCUGAUGGUGUCACAUAUAAAGUAAUUGCACAUUA
This is a messenger RNA of Bubalus bubalis (water buffalo), 2623 nucleotides long. It is a transcript of the gene MISFA, whose product is annotated as SPTY2D1 opposite strand. Bases 419 to 580 code for a protein of 53 amino acids. The record is from RefSeq and is a predicted model, not a curated record. Lineage: Eukaryota; Metazoa; Chordata; Mammalia; Artiodactyla; Bovidae. The transcript is spliced from 3 exons.